AUGCGGGCACAGUCGACUUCAUCAAGUCGACGCAGCGGCUUGCACCGCUUUGCUGCCAUCGCACUCUUCGCCUCCCUCGUGACGCUGCUUUUGGGUGCUCACUCUACCACAGCUCUGUCCAAAGCAGAAGCAGGCAAGAUUGACUGGCAUGUUCCUCGUGUGGGGGUCCCGCAUGCCUCAAACGACUCUGCGACCCCCUACUUGUCGCCUCGCUUCCAUCGCAUCAUCAAGCCCGAUGCCGACGUCAAGGAAAAGGCACAGACCGCCAUCUUCGUCGCUACCGAGUCCAACACCGUAGGCGCCCUCAACCCUCGCAAUGGCGCCAUCGUCUGGCGUCAGAUACUCCCAGAGCAUGAUCAGCUUCUGCUUCACAAACAGUUUGGCGAGGUGGCUCUCGCCGUCUCUGGCAACGGCGGAGCCAACGUUCGACUCUACCACGCUUUCACCGGCUUCCUCAUCUGGGAGUCGGCGCAGCACAACAUCAGAGAUGGCUUGCUCCCAGAGCCUGGCUUCCCUGCCACCGAUGUGAUCUUCCUCACCGACAAGGCCAAGGCAGACACGCCUCCGGACGUUGUCGUGCUUUCCAACGCACGUACGGUCCGCCGUCUGGAUGGUGCUUUCGGCGCCAAGGUGUGGCAGUGGGAGCCUCAGCAGGACAUCUCUCGCUCCUCCGCCAUCCGCGUCGUUGCCAACAAGGACAAGAUUCACGUCGUGUCCCUGCAGCGCAACACCAACUCGAUCUACAACUCGAUCUCGGUUUCUACCCUAUCGGUUCACACGGGCGAGCUCCUGACCACACACGAGAUCGCAUCUGGCCUCAACACCGCCGCCGAUGUCGUCAUCCUGCCUUGGAACCAGCUGCCCAAUUUGCCUCCCACAGCCAACCCAGGUGCCUGGGUUGCUUGGCUGAACAAGGAUGGCACGGUUCGAGCUGCUCCUCUCGACCCUCCCAGUAAACGUUUCGCUCAGCCUCAGGUCAUCUACGCCAAGCGCUCUGACUCAGUCUUUACCGGCCUCGUCGACGUCGGUCUCUCCAAUAAGGGCCUCCUUAUUGCUCGGCGCUCCGAUGGCCUCGCCGAAGUCCUCAAGGUCUCGGCCGAUGCCAAAUUCACCAGCUUCUGGGAGUUUGAAGAGGACGCUCACGAUGCUGUGUAUGCAGGGACCUACGAUCGACAGGGUCGCGCCUACCUCCAGCGCAUCUUCUUUUCGCGAUCUCAGCAUCUGCUCAACUUCCACUUCCUUUGGGUCGACGCUAACAACGGAGGCGAGGGGCAGGUCAGCGGCUUCUCGUUCCAGUGGGAUCACGACAUGCACGGCAACGUUCACGCAGCUACCUUCGAGGCGAGCCAGAUCGGCCAGUAUCAGCUUGCCACUCGCACCGUUCUCGUCACCUCCAGUGGCUCUGUCCGUAUGCUUCUCGAGGAUCAGCACCAGUGGAUCUUGGAAGAGGGCCUCACCCAGACCACCCACGCCGUCUUUGUCGACCUUCCCGAGAAGAAGCUCACCACAAUCUCCGGUGGCGCUGCCAGCCUCGACCACGAAGGCUUUGUCAAGCGUCUUGUGCGUCACACGCUUUCGCUCAAGGACUUGCCCCAGUACACCGUCGCCUUUAUUACCCGCUUCGCCACCGGCUCAUAUGGCAACAGCCUCGAGCAGCUCGGUCUCGCAAGCGCCAACUCGGCUGGUGCUGCUGCUUCUAGCUCCAGCACCGCCGCCGCCGCUGCUACUACCAUGAUCAAAGAGGGCAACAAGCCAUCCCGAAUGAAGCAAGAGCCGGAAAAGAAGCCCACGUCCUUGGCGUCGCGUGUCGCCGACGCCAAUACUACCUCAAGUCUGUUCCGAGACCCCUUUGGCUUCCGCAAAGUCGUCGUCGUCGCCACCGCCAAGGGCAAGCUGUACGCGCUCGACACGGUCGCAAAGGAGACAGUGGUGUGGGAGAAGUCGCUCGUUGGAUACGGCGACGGCGAGGGCGAGCCAGAGCCCACCGUUAACAUCAAGCUGAUGCAGACCGUCCGCGAUCUCUCGACCGACGGCAAGAGUCCUCUGUUGGCCGUUGUCGCCGAGGUCGAGCUACAGCCAGGCCUGUUUACCACCCGUGUCUUUGAGCUCAACCCGCUCACUGGUGAGUUCCUGAACGACGCUUCGUCGGGUCAGGCUGUCUUCGUAGGUCGAUGCCAGGAUGCCUUCCUGCUGCCCCCCUCUGUUGAGGAUCCCGUUGAGAGACAGCAGUCUCUGGGACUGGUCGACGAGCACAACAAUCUCUUCCUCUACCCCGACACGCUUGCUGUCGCAGAACGAUUUGAACCUCUCUCGGGCCGUUACUACUUCUCGGUGCAAAAGCCAGCGAGCUCUACGACAACUUCGGCGCGCUUCGUCGGCUACACUGUCGAAAAGGGCGUGAGCAGCAUCCACAAGUCGAAGCAGGUCUGGUCAUGGACGGUUCCUACCGGUGAGCAGGUGGUCGAGGUGUUGCAGGCUCCCAGCAAGGACGCCAUUGCUUCGUACGGCCGCGUGUUGGGCGACCGAUCGACGCUGUACAAGUACCUGAACCCUCAUGCGUCGCUCAUCGUGACGAAAAGCCCAGGCGUGAACCAGGCGCAUCUGUAUUUGUUGGAUACGGUGACAGGAGCUAUCCUGUACGAGCUGCAGCUGGACGAGGUGGAUAUGGCCCAACCUGUGCAUGCGCACUUGGUGGAGAACUGGAUCACGGCCACUUACUCGGUGCGCAACGCCGACGAGGGUCUCUCGACCCGCAUUGUAACGGUGGAGCUAUACGAUCAGCCCGAGCUCUCGGCGGACGAGCAAGCUGUCAACAAGAAAGCGGCGAAACGACGCCUUUCGGCGUCGUGGAGUGGUCUCACGGGCAACUUUAGCAGCUUCACCGGCGACAGCAGCAGCAGCAGUGGCAGUCAGGGCGUCUCGGACAGCAAAUCUGUGCUGCCAAUGGCCUUCAGCCACACAUUCCUGUACACUGGUGGCACCGUGCAGGCGCUCGCUACGACGACGACCAAGUUUGGCAUCUCGUUGAAGAACCUCAUCCUGGCCACGGACCGUGACUCGCUCGUCUCGAUCCCGCGCAAGCUGCUCGACCCGCGCCGACCUACUUCGAAGCCCACCAAGGCGGAAGCAGAGGAAUACCUAAUCCCCUACGCGCCACUUAUUCCGGAGGACCCCAAGUGGAUCCUUAACCACAUCUACCCCGCUGCCAACAUCCGACACAUCACCACAGGUCCCGCGCUGCUUGAGAGCACUUCGACGGUCUACGCGCACGGGUUGGACAGCUUCGUCACACGCACCAGUCCCAGUGGCCAAUUCGACGUACUGCAGGAGAGUUUCAACAAGCCGCAAUUGCUGCUGACUCUGGCGAUCCUGUCGAUGGGGAUCGUGGCGACGAGGCCGAUGGUUAGAAACAAGGCGCUUUCGUUGAGGUGGUAA
Molecule: messenger RNA, 3435 nt
Organism: Sporisorium graminicola
Lineage: Eukaryota; Fungi; Basidiomycota; Ustilaginomycetes; Ustilaginales; Ustilaginaceae
Exons: 1
Coding region: 1-3435 (1144 amino acids)
Biological process (GO): protein folding in endoplasmic reticulum
Cellular component (GO): EMC complex
Molecular function (GO): protein binding
Source: RefSeq, a predicted model, not a curated record